ACUUCGCCAGGUGAAUCUGUCUCAGAAUGAGUUGACCAGCCUGCCGUCCGGACUGCUCCAUCUCACCAGAGUCCAGAGGCUCUCUGCUGCUAAGAACAAGCUCACCUCCCUAUUUGACAUUCCUAAUGGUACUAACUGGAUCGGUCUGCGUAAGCUGGAGGAGCUGGAUGUGUCUGACAACUGUCUGACCAGUCUUCCCUCUGCUGUUCUUCACUCUUUCAAAUCCCUCACUUCCCUCAAAGUCUGCCGGAACAGACUCACCAGCUUCCCUGACCCCUGGGCCUGCCCUCUGAAGCACUGUCGAGCCUCAUCCAACGCCAUCGAGAGUCUUCCCAAUACCAUCUCCAUCUUCUGGAGAACUCAGCUGCAGGAGGUGGAUUUCUCAGACAACGUCAUCAAGGAGCUGCCCUCCUAUAUAUUCGAGCUGGAGGCCCUGGUCUCUCUCAGACUGUGUAGGAAUCAGAUCUCCACUCUCCCGGCACCCAACAAGUGGAAAUGCUCUCAGCUCAGAACCCUUGACCUCUCCAGGAACCAGCUGGGCAAGACUGAGGAGGGACCCAAAACCAGGAAGCUGGCCUUCCUGACCACAUGGCACCGGAGAGACCCGGACCCAGUAUGCCCAAUCGAGUUUCCAGUAAUUUUGCGGGAUGCUUUGGAAGUGCUUUCCUUGAACGACAACCAGCUGGAGUGUGUCCCCCAGUCCGUGUGUGGCCUGAGAAACCUCAUGGAGCUCUACCUCUCCAAUAAUCCAGGUAUUCGGGAACUUCCAGCUGAGUUGGGGCAGCUCUCUAACCUGUGGCAGUUGGACAUUGAGGACCUCAACAUCACUAAUGUUCCGCAGGACAUCAGGAAAGAUGGUCCAGCAUCAGUGCUGUCCUUCCUCCGAGCCAACCUACGGAAGGCGGAGCCCUGUAAGCUGCUGAAGCUUCUUGUGAUUGGUCCUCCUCGGCAGGGAAAGACAGCCCUCCUGGAAGCAUUACAGACGGGCAGGACCUCCCCUUUCUCCCCUGCAGAACGAAACAUCAGCACAGCUACUUGGGAACUGGACAGACCCAAUGGGGUUAAAGCUAGCGCGGACUCCGUGGCGUUCAACGUGUGGGACAUCGGCGGUCCGGCCAACAUGUCCACGGUCAACCAGUGUUUCUUCACGGACAAGGCCCUGUACGUGGUCAUAUGGAACCUAGCUCUGGGAGAGGAGGCUGUAGCCAGUCUACAGUCCUGGCUGCUUAACAUUGAGGCGCGUGCCCCUAACUCUGCGGUGGUGGUGGUGGGCACCCACCUGGACCUGAUCGACACCAAGUUCCGUACAGAGCGGGUGGCCACUCUGAGGGCCUACAUCCUGGCACUAUGCAGGUCUCCAUCAGGCGCCAGGGCCAGUGGCUACCCAGACAUCACCUGGAAACACCUGCAUGAGGUAUCGUGUAAGACCCAGGAGGGUCUGGAUGGUCUGAAGAGGUUGAUCUUCCAGGUGGCCUGCUAUAUGAAGGACAACAGCAGCAGUUCAGCUAGCGGACACAAACUGCUGGGCAGACUGAUCCCAAAGAGCUACCUUACACUACAGCAAGCGGUGCUAGAUGAGCGGGGUCGGCGGGACGCAGAAGAUGAGGUCCAGUACCUGACAGACGCACAGCUGGACCUCGUCAUAGAGCAGAACCCAGGAAGUGACAUCAGAGACUACGAGGACCUACAGACCGCCAUCAGCUUCCUGAUAGAGACAGGCACCCUCCUCCACUUCCCAGACACCAGUCACGGCCUGUGUACCCUCUACUUCCUCUGUCCCGUGUGGCUGUCGGAGUGUCUGGAGCGGAUCAUCCACCUGAAGAGCUCCCGAUCGGUGGCCUGGAACGGGGUGAUCCGAGCGGAGGAUCUGCGCAUGCUCCUGGUGGGAACAGGCUUCACCCAGCAGACGGAGGAGCAGUACUUCCAGUUUCUGGCCAAGUUUGAGAUUGCUCUGCCUGUGGCCAGCGAUAGUUACCUCCUCCCCCACCUCCUUCCUCCUAAACCUGCUAUGGACAUCCACGGCUUCCGUCAAGAGACCGCCAACUCCAUCCAGCGCCUCUUCAAGAUGAGCUUUGUGCCGGCGGGAUUUUGGGAACGCUUCAUCGCCCGCAUGCUCAUCAGCCUCACCGAGAUGGACCUCCAGUCCUUUGAGCCUAAGAAGAAUGCUAAGAGUGAGCGGAGGAGGACCACGGUGAUCUACAGUUUUGCGGGAACAGGUAGCCAACAGAGGAACCGCUGUAGCACCUUCAGAGUCCGCCGCAGUCAGACCAUCUACUGGAGAGAGGGACUACUGGUCACCUUUGACGGAGGGUAUCUAAGUGUGGAAUCGACUGAUGUCAACUGGAAGAGGAAGAAAAGCGGGGGCAUCAAGAUCAUUUGCCAAUCAGAGACCAGGGAUUUUUCAGCCAUGGCCUUCAUUACAGACCAUGUCAAUUCCCUCAUCGAACAGUGGUUCCCUGCCUUGACGGCCAGUGAGAGUGAUGGGACCCGAUUGAUUGAGCAGUACGCCCCCUGUCCCCAGUGUUCCUCCAUGAGCAGACAGAACCAGGGACCUGGGGGUCUGGGGGAACCCCCAACUAGAGGGACUGCAGCUGGGAGAAGAGGAGGAGAAGGCAGAGAAAAAGGGGGAGGAAGAGGAGGGCACUUCUUCAACAUGGAGGACUGUGUGAUCGCUGCCAUGGGCCAGGAGUACAUAGUGUGUCCCCAGCACCCCGACCAGCCUGUCCCCCUUCAGGAGCUGGUCCCAGAGCUUUUCAUGACCGACUUCCCCUCACGGUUGUUCCUAGAGAAGGCCCAGUUGGAGUGUAGUGAGGAGGAGAGUGAUAUCCUGGGCCAGGGGGGCAGUGGAACUAUCAUCUAUAGAGCCUGUUACCGUGGCCAACCAGUCGCCAUCAAACGCUUUCACUUCAAGAAGUGCAGGCAGCAGACCAUCAGCAGUGGUACAGACACCAUGAUGAAGCACCUUCAGUCCAUGCACGCGUGCCGGAGCUUCUCAGAGUUCCGCCAGGAGGCCAGCAUGCUCCACUCCCUGCAGCACCCGUGCAUCGUGCCCCUGGUGGGAAUCAGUAUCCACCCGCUCUGCUUCGCCCUGCAGCUGGCUCCCCUGGGCAGCCUCAACAUUGUGCUGGAGGACAGACAUAAAGGCUCCAGGUACAUGCCCCUGGGUUACAUGCUUACCUUCAAGGCAGCCUAUCAGAUCGCAGCGGGGCUGGUCUACCUGCACAGGAAGAACAUCAUCUUCUGUGACCUCAAGUCAGACAACAUCCUGGUGUGGUCCCUGGAGGUGUGUGACCCGGUGAAUAUCAAGCUUUCGGACUACGGCAUCUCGCGCCAGUCCUUCCAUGAGGGGGCACUGGGGGUGGAGGGCACGCCGGGGUACCAGGCCCCCGAGAUACGCCCAGGCAUUGUUUAUGAUGAGAAGGUGGAUAUGUUCUCGUAUGGGAUGGUUGUGUAUGAGUUGCUGUCAGGUUGUAGGCCUGCGUUGGGCCAGCACCAGCUCCAGAUAGCUAAGAAGCUGUCUAAAGGGAUCCGUCCCACCCUGGGAAACCCAGAGGAAGUCCAGUUCCACUGUCUGCAUGGCCUGAUGAUCGAGUGCUGGGACACUAAGCCUGAGAAGAGGCCCCUGGCCAUGCAGUGUGUGAGGCAGAUGCAGGAGCCCAGCUUCCCAUGUCUGAGGUACCUGUUGGCCUGUGACACACACUCCCAGCUCUUCCUGUCCCACUUGCAGGGACACAGCGCUGUCUUCUGGGACGGGGACAAGGACGACAGGAACUACAGUGUGGUGAACGUAGAGAAGGGUCAGGUAGAGGUGAAGAGGAUGCCGUGUCCAGGAACCAGGCUGAGCUGUCAGAUGAAGAUGGACAACACCUUAUGGACCGCCACAGAGGAGCAGGAAGUGUUCAUCUACAGUCUAAAGGAGAUGUGUCCACUGAGCCAGCCCCAGAAACAGAUCUCCUGUCCUGCUAUAGUCACCUGUCUGUUCCCCGUGCCCGCCAGAGACCAGACCCAGGCGUGUGUCUUCAUGGGGAUGUCAGAUGGUCUGGUGGCUGUGUACACCCUGAUGGAUGACAUGCCUGUAGAAGGAGAGACCUACCUGUGUUCUCACACCCUCAAUACGACCAUGUUUGGGAUGGAGGACUCUGACCCCAGACAGAGACCCUACCCAGUCAGGAGCAUGGUCCUGGUCCACAGUGGAUCCCAGCUGUGGUACUCCCAUGGUCCAGGCCUGCUGGUGAUCGACUGCCGGACCCUCCAGGCUGUGCGUCGUCUGGACCCAUACGACCCACCAUCCUCCAUACAGGCCCUGGCCUCCAGCCCCUGUCUGUGGGGGGAUGAGGCGGUGUGGACCCUGGACGACCACACCAACACCCUGCAGCUGUACCACGCUGCCACCUACCAGCUCUGUGCCACGUACAGCUGUGGAGACGCCAACCCUCUCCGGGACGUGUUCACUGUACAGCGACCUGCAGGGGUUACCAUGGCUACUAGUCCUGACCUUGACUCACAGAGGAAGAGUCUAGAUGAGGAGGAGGAGGAGGAGUGUCCUAACGGCAAAGUGACGCUGAUCUACAGCGAGGAGGCGGGGACUCAGAUCAUCCAGCACCAGGAUUCGCUGACGGACUACUGCUCCAUGUCCUCUGACUCCACCCCUUCGCUGGGAUUUGACCGAUCCGGCCCCUUGUCAGAGCCACCAUUGGACAGAUCCAGUUCCUGCGCGCUCAGCUCAUUGGCUAGUUCCAGCAGUAUGCCUUUUUCCACUGAGGAGGAAGGGAGGCCUCAGGACCACCCAGAUGACUCUGACUCUGUGGUGAACUCUGACCCCACCACAACCUUUACCACCACUCCCCCCCACCUGCAGGCCCUCACUGUGCUGGCUGUCAAUGGAACCCUUUGGAUCCCCAGGAGGGGUGGUGACGUGAUGGUGAUCGAGGUCCAGCGGCAGACAGGACAGCUCAGGGGGCGUGUCAUCGCUGUGCUCUGUCCCCCUGGAACUUCCUCUUACGGGACCCUGGAGGAGGCCGCACUGGUGGCAAAGGACACGGUUGUGUGUGGCUUUCGCAACGAAAAUAGGGCCUGGUGCCUGUGUGUCUGGCGGGGCUGGGGCCCCCGUGAGCUAGAGGUCUUCUACCAGUCCUACGAGGAGCUGGGGAGGCUGGAGACUAGCAUGAGGAAAAGAAGGUAGCCGUUGUACGGCACCGGCUGCAGUGUCUCAGGCAGAGGCUAGCAGUCACAGACUCAUAGCUCUCUGUGGGAGAGAGAGGAGGGGGAGAGAGAGAGAGAGGCUAGCAGUCACAGACUCAUAGGUCUCUGUGGGAGAGAGAGGAGGGGGAGAGAGAGAGAGAGGCUAGCAGUCACAGACUCAUAGCUCUCUGUGGGAGAGAGAGGAGGGGGAGAGAGAGAGAGAGGCUAGCAGUCACAGACUCAUAGCUCUCUGUGGGAGAGAGAGGAGGGGGAGAGAGAGAGAGAGGCUAGCAGUCACAGACUCAUAGGUCUCUGUGGGAGAGAGAGGAGGGGGAGAGAGAGAGAGAGGCUAGCAGUCACAGACUCAUAGCUCUCUGUGGGAGAGAGAGGAGGGGGAGAGAGAGAGAGAGGCUAGCAGUCACAGACUCAUAGGUCUCUGUGGGAGAGAGAGGAGGGGGAGAGAGAGAGAGAGGCUAGCAGUCACAGACUCAUAGCUCUCUGUGGGAGAGAGAGGAGGGGGAGAGAGAGAGAGAGGCUAGCAGUCACAGACUCAUAGGUCUCUGUGGGAGAGAGAGGAGGGGGAGAGAGAGAGAGAGGCUAGCAGUCACAGACUCAUAGGUCUCUGUGGGAGAGAGAGGAGGGGGAGAGAGAGAGAGAGGCUAGCAGUCACAGACUCAUAGCUCUCUGUGGGAGAGAGAGGAGGGGGAGAGAGAGAGAGAGGCUAGCAGUCACAGACUCAUAGGUCUCUGUGGGAGAGAGAGGAGGGGGAGAGAGAGAGAGAGGCUAGCAGUCACAGACUCAUAGCUCUCUGUGGGAGAGAGAGGAGGGGGAGAGAGAGAGAGAGGCUAGCAGUCACAGACUCAUAGGUCUCUGUGGGAGAGAGAGGAGGGGGAGAGAGAGAGAGAGGCUAGCAGUCACAG
This is a messenger RNA of Salvelinus fontinalis (brook trout), 6101 nucleotides long. It is a transcript of the gene lrrk1, whose product is annotated as leucine-rich repeat kinase 1. Gene Ontology annotation, biological process: protein phosphorylation. The record is from RefSeq and is a predicted model, not a curated record. Gene Ontology annotation, molecular function: ATP binding; protein kinase activity; protein binding. NCBI's taxonomy places the organism in Eukaryota, Metazoa, Chordata, Actinopteri, Salmoniformes, Salmonidae.